GGUCUCAUUGGCAAUUUACUCAUGAGUCGCGAGAGUCGCGAAUCCAUCUAAUCUCAAGUCUCUCUGAACUAGUCUCUGUGAAACGAACAAUCCAAACAAUCUAGCUCCGACUUCAAGAUUCACUCUCAAUCUCCGACUCUAAUCGCCAAAAAAGAAAGAAAAUAAAACCAGAUUUUCCCUCACUUUCUGUCACUUUCCAAGAUUGCUCCUCCAAGUUUUCCUUCCCCUUACCACCAUCACUCUUGGCUUCAAGAUUGGUGGCAUCACAUAAAGAUUCCCUCAUGCUCUUCCUCCUCCUCCGCCUCUUAUUCUUCAAUGUUCUCCACCUCAUUCGUUCUUUCCUUCUUUCUCUUGCUUUCUGUGCCGAUCCUUCUCUUGUUGGCCCCACAUAUCCUUCCGCCUCGACAGACGCUCUCCAUCCCUCGGGAGGAUGAGAUCGACGAUCUGUCACUCUUCCGCCGCGCCGCCUCCGAUUCCCGCCAUCAUUCCCACCUCUCCUCCACCAACCCUAAGCUCAAAAUCGCCUUCCUCUUCCUUACCAAUUCCGAUCUCUACUUUGCCCCUUUGUGGGAGCGAUUCUUUCCUUCCAAUCGAGAUCUCUUCAAUGUCUACGUCCACGCGGACCCCUCAGUCAAUGUCACCCAUCCUCGCGGAGUAUUCGAGAACCAGUUCAUCUCUGCCAAGCGGACUUUCCGGGCCUCCCCUACUCUUAUCUCCGCCACACGCCGUUUGAUUGCACAUGCCCUCAUCGACGAUCCCGCCAACGCCUUCUUUGCCGUUCUAUCGCAGUACUGCAUCCCCCUGCACUCAUUCCAUUACGUAUACGACUCGAUUGUCUCGUCGCGAUCCUUCGAUUCUUCCACUGACGAGUCCGACACCGGGUUGACUCAGUACGGGGUGCGCAUUAGGUAUAAGAGCUUUAUUGAGAUCAUCUCGAAGGAAUCUCGUCUCUGGAAGCGCUACAUUGCCAGAGGGAGGUCAGCUUUGUUGCCGGAGGUUCCGUUCAGUAAGUUCCGGGUUGGAUCUCAGUUCUUCGUUUUGACUCGCCGGCACGCGCUCAUGGUAAUCAAAGAUAGAGCGCUGUGGAAGAAGUUCAUGCUCCCUUGUUACAGAGCAGAUGAGUGUUACCCGGAGGAGCACUAUUUUCCUACUCUGCUGUCAAUGCAGGAUCCAGAGGGAUGCACACGUUACUCGUUGACGAGGGUUAAUUGGACGGGCACCACAAAUGGGCACCCAUACACUUACUCGCCAAGCGAGGUGUCGCCGGAGCUGAUUCAUGAGCUUAGGAAAUCGAAUUAUUCGAGUUCUUACUUGUUUGCUAGAAAGUUUUCCCCUGAUUGCUUAAGACCGCUGUUGAAGAUGGCCGAUAAAGUCAUUUUCCGGGACUGAAAAUCUUUCCAGGUUGCUGUUCUUGAGAUAAUUGGUCCAAAUGAAUUUGAUUUGCAAGGGCGAAUAAAGAUGUUGGUUUAGGAAGUGGGAGAGGGGAAUGGAAAGGCGAAUACUUUGUUUCGGACUAAAUUUUGCUGGGGAUUAUGGUGCUGAAGAGGCGUAAAGUGCCCACAACCUUUUCAAAACCCCAGAAAGAGCCGGUUCACCUUGUCAAAGAGUCUUUGGACGCACAAGGAAGCAAAGUAGAUUCUAGUUGAAGCAAAGGCAUAUACUUUUGCUAAAGGUAUGGUGUAACACUAUCAGAUGGUAGUAGUAGGAGAAGUGGGUUUUUGUCCUUUUGUUGCAUCUUCUGUACAUAUGUGUUAUGAAUGUGAAACCAUGAAUGAAUCUACUUGUAAGUGAAGAAUAUAUUAUUCGUGAGCUCCAGCUCCACUGGAGACAAAAAUAAUUGAAGCCAUCGGGGCUAGAUUAAGGCCCCAUACAUUUUUUGUUUCAAAGAUUGGGAUCAAGAGGAGCCCCACUUUUUGGC
Molecule: messenger RNA, 1918 nt
Organism: Tripterygium wilfordii
Lineage: Eukaryota; Viridiplantae; Streptophyta; Magnoliopsida; Celastrales; Celastraceae
Product: glycosyltransferase BC10-like
Exons: 2
Coding region: 316-1389 (357 amino acids)
Cellular component (GO): membrane
Molecular function (GO): glycosyltransferase activity
Source: RefSeq, a predicted model, not a curated record